GGAACAUAUGGCGCCCCAUUAGGUGAAUUGAAAAAGAUGCCAGCUGGCUUGAGCCAAAAGUCCAUUACAGGAAUAGAGUUGUAAUAUUAAGAACUUGUUAAAAUGGAAAGAAAGUUGAAUGCUUUUCAUAAGAAUAAAUCACGAUCGCAAACAGACCUACAAUAUAAAAUUACAUCUGAUGGAAAAGUCAUUUCCACUGGAGGAAAGAACAAAAGUGUUGAUGAUGAACUAUUUGACAUGUGUGCACUAAGUGGAGUAAAGAUGGAUAUUGAUGUGUUUCGCAUAAUGAUAGAUUUACUAAGACUUAAUGUAAACCCAAACACAUUGAUAGAUGUUUUAAAGAAAAUGGCAAAUCAAAGAGGAAUGAAGUCCUCAAAAAGUUCGGAAGAUAUAUCAAGGGUUCGGAAGAAAAGUUCCUCAGACAAAGGAUCAACCUAUGCUGUGUAUUUAGAGUCAAAGGAUGAUUCAAAACCAUCAGCAAAUGUGGAUUUGAUUUAACUGAGUUUUUCAUUGGUUAAAAUUUCCCAUCUGGUACGAAGCUGGACAUGUUUUGGAUUUAUAUGUUUUAGCUUUUGAUAUAAAAAACACAAGCUAUGUUUUUAAGUACAAUAUAGGUCAGGAUGUAAUUUUAUUAUAUGUGAUAAUUGAGCAAAAAACAUUUUAAUCUAACCUUGCACUGCCCAAGGCCUUUUAAGUCACUCUAAAAAACAGUGUUAUUUUGUGUAUAAAUUGUAUCUAAUACUACACUCGAUUUUCCGUUGGGAAAAAGCUAUCCAUGUUAAAGUAGAACUACCCAAAGGUUCUUCUUUUUGUUGGUUUAAAUAACUACCAUUUUAAUAUAACUUUCUACUUUUUGAAAAACAAAUGAAGUAAUUUGAUUGUAAUAAUAACAUCUCAAAUAUAAUAAUAGCAUUUUGACUUUUUGUAUGAAAGUUUGCUGCCUUGUAUUUUACAUCUGCAAAGCAUAAGGUUUUAUUACAGAUGAUGGCAUAAUUUGUUUUUAAUAUUUUUUAUAAAAAAGUGUAGCAUGUAAUUAUUAAA
Hydractinia symbiolongicarpus is the source of this 1041-nucleotide messenger RNA. RefSeq names its product mitotic-spindle organizing protein 2-like. The record is from RefSeq and is a predicted model, not a curated record. Bases 103 to 498 code for a protein of 131 amino acids. Lineage: Eukaryota; Metazoa; Cnidaria; Hydrozoa; Anthoathecata; Hydractiniidae. The transcript has 2 exons. Gene Ontology annotation, cellular component: centrosome; spindle.